AUGGCUCCUGGACAGGAAGAAGCAGAGGCUGUGGAGAAUGUUCUGAGCAUUGAGGCCGUUGGCCUGAAUCCCGUGCCUGGACAACCCAGACAGGUCCAGAGCAUUGUAUCAGCAGCGACAAGCACAUCGGGAGCCACUCUCCCUACCCUGCCAGAAGAACUGGUUCCAUUUGAACCCGACUUCUUUGCUCCAGCUGCAGACUGCUGGGAGGGAGGACCUGCAUUGGAGCCUUCAGAGGCAUUUGACAUUGAGCUCAGCAGCUUGCUGCGUGGCACAGGGCCCAGGUCAUCAAGUCCUGUGAGCUACAGUGACCACACGGACUGGAACUUGCCUGGCCAGUCUCCUCUUGCUGAUGCUCUUCCCCCAAGACUGCAAAUUUCGGAUGCUCCAGCCCGUACCCUUCAGGAGCGCAGCGUGGAAUCGGGCCAUUCGAGUGGUGUGCACAGCUCUCAGUCCAUGGCAGGAGCUGCAGAAUAUCCUGCUGGAGUCCCUGCAGCCCAGCCUGUGCACAGUGCAGGCAUGCAAAGUGCUGGUGGGCAGCAGCCGCACAGCUAUGCUCUGCAGGUUGCAGAUCUCAACUGUUCUGCCCCGAGCCAGGUGCAGAAAUCGCAGCAUCAGAGUACGCACUGGCCAGCUGUGCCACUUGUUUCUACUGCAAACCUGGGCCCAGUGCAUGCUGCGCAGGACUUUCCAUUCCCACCCGUUGGGGUUCCAUCGCCCCAGCAGCUGGCCCUUCUUGAACAGCGCAACAUGGAUUCUGUUCAAGGAACUGGACGUCCAGAGGCAAUGCCCAUAGCUUUCCCAGGUAUUGCAGGUGCCUUCUCCCCUCAGGGUCUGAUGGGCAGAUUUCCUCCAGGCUACCCACCACUGCCUCCCUUUCCUGGGAUUCCCGGGCUGCCACCAUUCGGCCAAUUGCCACCGUUUUCUGCCCAACACCAGGAGCAGAUCCAUAGGAGCCUGAUGGAGUCAUUCCAGCACAACCCAGUGGGGAUGGUGGACCCGGCAUUAAUGUCUUUCCAAAAUCCUUAUCUCCUCACUCCGUACCUCCAGCACCUGCGCCAGAUGCCAGAUGUCAUUCGUCACCUCCCGCAAGGGGCUCCCAACCAGGAGGGUCGGCCACAGCUGCCACGGCAUGGACACGAGCAGCCAAGCAAUCCAGCGGAACAGAGACCAGAAGACAGGCAACGUCCUGAACAGGCACUGGAACAGCAGAAUCCUGCUCCAAGCGUUCAGGGCAACAAUCCACUGCUGCCGCCUCCACUUUUGCCGCCCCCACCACUGCCCACAGCCUUGCCUUUCCCGGGACCACCACAGCGAGGUGCACCAUCGAUGCAGGGAAUGCAGAUGCCAAGGGAAGGACAACCACAGCAAGCACACCCUGCCAAUGCCUGCGAAUCAUACAAUAUGCUUCGUCAGAUGAUAGGAACUACACCCUCUGUGCCUGCUGGUGCUGGUGAUUCAAGUUCGGCUGGGGCGUCUGUCAGGAUAACAGCAAGGGUGAAUCUGAAGGUUGAAAGUGAGCUUCCACCAGACAUGUCCAGCAACAUCAUGCGCAGGCUGGCUGCUGCCUUCCCGGAAGAAUUUGUUACUGUGGAUUCGUCUGCAAGAGAGGGCUGCACGAAUUUCAUAUUUGACGUUGUGAGCGCUGCUGUCACCGUGGACACUGGCGGGCGCAGAUUGUCGCAGGGCGAAGGGGAGCCCAGCACCAGUGACAGCGGUUUGGCAGCCUUGCCACUUGGCAACAGGAGCAGCACCGAACUCGGGUCGAGCAGACAAGAGGCAGAUGACAGGAACGAACACGUCCUCAUGCAGACAGUUCUUGAGCGCCUCAGCAGUCUACCAGGACGUGAGUACGAAUUUGUGCGGUCGGCCCCUGUGGUAGUCGGUGUCGGAAAGCACAGGUCUGCCUUGGUUGGGGGCCAGCCUUGUGUGCCCAGCCAAGGGUUUCCAGAGCCGUGCAGGCCAACCAUCGAGCGGGUGGUUCCAAGCUGCGUGCUGAGGAAUGAGGCAAUAAGUGUGGAGGUAUGGGGCUAUCAUUUGCUGCAACCAACAGCCAUGUUCUGCAGAUUUAAAGGCAGAAAUUGGCCCCUCAUACUUCAGCAAGCAGGACAGUUGAAGCUGGAGGGCACGUGCGAGGCCCCAAUCACAUUUGGUAGAUGUCAGCUCCCAGGGUUGCCAUCCUGUGGAGUGGGCUUCAUGGAAUGUGAACUUGGGCGCAGCCUGAGUGGUCCGCAGCCUGUUUUGGUGGUUGAUAGUGUGGAGGUGGUGAGGGAGGUGCAUGCUCUUCUCAAUAGCAUGAAUGCAUCUGAACAACACAGACUCCUCACACAGCUGGGAUUGGUCCUUUCUCACAUAGACACUCUCGGGGAUGCAGAUGCGGUAUCCAUAUCUUCUCAAUCGGAUGAAGACUCUGAGCUGUCCGAAGUUGGCUCUGGCGAGACCCCCUUUGAAAGCGAUGCAGAAAGUGACGAUGUUUCAAAUCCGGACUAUGAGGAUGCGCCACAGUUGUCCACAGACCACUCAGUCUCCAGAGCUGGCCAGUGUGGCGAAACUGAAAGUGCACACGCGCUUUUGGCAGCAAGGGAUGGUGAAGGGCCUGCAGAAUCCGAGACAUCCAAUUCGGGACGUCGUUCCAGGGAGCUGAACCAUACAACCAUCAGAGAGGAGAGAGAGGCACAGCGUACAGGACGUGCAGACAUUGAAUCUGGGUCGCCCAUCGCGGAAACAGCCGACAUCCCUGGUGUCCAGCACUACCAUCAAACGAGGCUACCCGAGUACAAGCGCAUGAUUGCCGAAACUGCGCGGCAAUACCUUUCAUACUUUUGCCGCCGGGGGUGCACUGCCCUUGCUCGAUGUGUAAUGCCAGCGGCACAGAUAGGGUGUGUGACUUUCUCCAGCGUCGUGGCACAGAGUCAAUCAGAUGGAAUGACGUUGCUUCAUCAAGCCCUCCUCUCUGGUGAUGUUAUCAUGCUGAGGACUGUCCUUGACUGGGGCAGGGAUUUCCAGUACGAGUGGGAAUGGACUUACGCUGGCCCCAACGGGGUGACUCCACUCCAUUGUGCAGCAAUGAACCGCAAUGGAUUGGAGGCACUGCAGCUUAUCUUGGAGCACAAGCCAGAGGUGUGCCUAUCGUGGUUUACGAAGGAAACUGUAGACGGGAAAACGCCGUCUAACUUCGCAGAGUGGUCCGGCUUUCGGCAGGCCAAUGAACUCAUGAUGGACAAAGUCGAGGAAUCAUACCGAAAGGAGGGUUAUCCAGGUCAUCCUGGUGCCCCACGCAACAAUGAGAGCACACGUGUGGCUGAGCCAGUACCCCCGACAGAGAGGGCCCCAGCCAACGUGGUCACCAUCCCCGGAGUGGUCACUGCUCCAAGACGAGUGAGACAGGUAGUUCAGAGGCAUGCACCGUCGUCCAGGGCUGUUGCCAACGACUCAAUGGGCAGCAGGGACCAAGGGCACCUGCACGGGCAGGAUCACAAAUCCGACCGCAGCCACUGGUCCAUUUUCUCCAGCUCUGCUGUGUGGAUGGCCCUGUUCACGCUGCCGAUGGCCGCCACGCUCGUUUGCCGUGGCACGGAGGACUCAGGCGGAGACUCGUAUUCCUGGCUGUUGGUGUCGUCGAUGGCCGUAGAAGCGUUCCAGGCGUUGUGGAGCUUGAGCCACUUGGUGGUUGUGAAUCCUUGCAUGAAGGGAAAGUGA
This is a messenger RNA of Ostreobium quekettii, 3699 nucleotides long. The record is from the annotation of a GenBank genome assembly. Lineage: Eukaryota; Viridiplantae; Chlorophyta; Ulvophyceae; Bryopsidales; Ostreobiaceae.